Molecule: messenger RNA, 393 nt
Organism: Cucurbita pepo subsp. pepo (vegetable marrow)
Lineage: Eukaryota; Viridiplantae; Streptophyta; Magnoliopsida; Cucurbitales; Cucurbitaceae
Source: RefSeq, a predicted model, not a curated record
AUGGAAGGCGUUUUGGUGGGCCGUGGGCGGCGGAAGACGGUGCAGCUUGGGGCACCCGGGGGGAAGCGGCGGAAUGUGUGGCAAUUCAAGGUCUCGCCGAAGCUCAGGCGACUCCGGCGGCUGCCGUCGCUGAAGAAGCUGCUUGUAUGGUUGAGGGAUUCUUAUAUGAAUGCGAUGCUGGCGUUUGCGAGCUCUAGGGUCGUUGGUUGCGGCGGCGGUAGUGGCGAUGGGGUCUGGGUUGGCGCUGGCGGAAGGGCCACGUUGAAGGAGUAUGAUGAGGAAAUGAUCACGGAGAUCUACAAGUCGUUGGUGGUGGCUCAGGCGCGGUUGCCUCCGCCGGAAUCUGUCCGGCCGAGUUGGGUCGGCGGCCGGUUGCCGGCUGUGGCGGAAUAA